AUGAGGACCAGAUACCAACGACUGCUGCCAGGCACAGCCAAAUCCAACAGCCCCGGCGGACGGUCCAGCAGCGCGAGCACGAACCGAGAUGCAGCCCCGCUGCCUACCUGCUUCGUAAACCCCAUCGCGUGCGAGAGGUGCCGCCGGAAAAAGGCCAAAUGUGAUGGCGAAAGACCGACCUGCGAUCGCUGCCUGCGAAACAACACGAGCUGCCAGUACGACGCAGAUGUCGGCGAGUCCCGCUCCUCGGCGCUCAAGAAGAAGUACGGCGCGCUGGAGAAGGAGACGGGCCAGCUCAGGAAGGAGGUUCACGAGCUGAAGCGCCUCUACGAGUACAUCGGCGCGUCGUCCGAGGACGAGGCGUACCGCGUCUUCCAGCACAUCCGGGCCAGCGGCAACAACAACCCCAUCGACGCCCUGCGGUCCUUUGACCGGAACGACUUCCUGACGGCGGAGUACACAGAGUCCCCCGCCUCCACCGAGAUGUCCGACGACACGGGCAUCGAGCCGACCACCAAUGCCCUCAUCAACGUCAGAGCUCUGCCCUGGUCCGUCGUCGCCAGCGACCAGGUCGUGUCCGAGCUCAUCUCGCAGUACUUCACCUUUGACUACCUAUACGUUUACCCUCCCAUUCACCGUCUCACCUUUCUCAACGAAAUGAGGUUGGGAAACGUCGCCGCCGCGGCAUGCUGCUCGCCGCUGCUCGUCAACGCCAUUUGUGCGCAACAGUGUUUUCUCUCCCUGAAACAGUAUCUAGAUACCACUCUGCGUGAGGAGCUGGCAGACAGGUUCCUGCAAGAGGCACACAGGCUCCUCCAAAGCGAAGGGUGUCGGCCGUCUCUUCCAGCCGCCCAAGCCAUCUGCCUGAUAUGUGCUGCCGAGACCGCCAAAGGUCAACUCAAGUCUGCCGUCAUCACCAAAGUAGAGGCGGCGUAA
Metarhizium album ARSEF 1941 is the source of this 936-nucleotide messenger RNA. RefSeq names its product Zn(2)-C6 fungal-type DNA-binding domain protein. Bases 1 to 936 code for a protein of 311 amino acids. The transcript has 3 exons. NCBI's taxonomy places the organism in Eukaryota, Fungi, Ascomycota, Sordariomycetes, Hypocreales, Clavicipitaceae. Gene Ontology annotation, molecular function: DNA-binding transcription factor activity, RNA polymerase II-specific; zinc ion binding. Gene Ontology annotation, biological process: regulation of DNA-templated transcription. The record is from RefSeq and is a predicted model, not a curated record.